Molecule: messenger RNA, 5772 nt
Organism: Cuscuta europaea
Lineage: Eukaryota; Viridiplantae; Streptophyta; Magnoliopsida; Solanales; Convolvulaceae
Source: the annotation of a GenBank genome assembly
CGUGGGUGUUAAUGAAAACAAAUUAUUUAUAAAUGGAUUUUGUGAACAAAGUUACAAAAUUAAUUUGAUUUAAUAGUAUAAUUCCAUUUAUAUAAAAUCGAGUGUGAGUUAAUUACCUUUAUAGGCUUAAAAAGUUUAUAAUUUUAUUAAAAGAAAAAUGUUUAUGCUUUUAAAAUCCAGUAUUCAGUAGAAUGUGUGACAUAGGAGAUACUCCAUAUCUCAUUUUCAGGAAAUACGAGUAUGCAUGUAUCACUUAUGCGAAGCAUAAUUACUCUUCCGACCAUAUUUGUAAUAUUUUGAGUAUAUAUAUAAAUAAACAUUGAUAUAUAUUUCACAUGGCGACAUAUAUUAACUAAUCAUAAUAGUAUUAUAGAUACAGAUUUUAAAAGUUGGGGUUUUAAAAAAAUCGGUUUUACUACGUACUAUGGUAAAAACUCUCAACAAAUUUGUUUGUAAUUUUCAAAGAAGACCAGAUUAUUUUCAAAAUAUCUAAUUUUUCAAAAAAAUAAUAAAAUAAAACGUUUCAACCUGGAUGUUAUAUAUCAAACAAGUAACGAACACAUCUGACAUGCAACCCAAAACCAUCAUUCACAAAAAUAUGAAGGUCAUGUAUUUUGAUUUAUGCAUAAUACUUAAAUAGAGUUCAAAGUAUAUCAAUCAAUAUUGCUAGCUAGCUAGUUGGAGGUUCCGGUUCAUCCACCACCAAGCAGAUGAUCAGAUUAAGAUGAGACAGAAAAUUGGAAAUCCAAAGAGUUCAAAAUGCAAUUAUUUACAAAGACUCUUCUAUCGGGACCGUGGUCGCCCAUCUUCGGUUUGCCGCCUGCCCAAGAUCAGAACGAGCUUGCCACCAGACCAACUACAUAAACAACCCUGGGGUCAAUUGAGUAAUCCGGACUUAGACACGAUCGAAGAAUAAGGCUGGAUGAUUGAGGGCGAAGGAUUGUAGGUAGAUUGAACUUGGCGAUGGAAUGUAGAAGAAGAGAGGCGGAGAGCAUCCUAUUAACCGAUGUCUCUCCGCAUGUUAAAUACCAUGAGCGUACGAAAAAUGGUGACUCUCCAGAUAAAGCGUUUAAAUACCAUGAGUUAGGGUUUGGCAUUCGGGUAUUUAAUUUAAUUUAAUGUAAUACGACGUAUAAAUACGAUAUUUGGGUUGUGGGUUGGGAGAUUAAAAAUUGAUUGUUGGGCAGGGUUUAUCCAAAUUCGGAUGGGCUGAGCAGCCUAAAGUUAUAUUGUGCAGGUUUUUUAAAAGUGUUAAAAUGAUCCCAAAAAUAUUUGAAAAAUAUAUCAAUUACAUUCUUAAAAAAUAUUUACAUUGGAACAAUAUUUAUACUAUCGUAUUUUUUUGUAUUACAUUAAUAAAUUAGACUUAUACAAUAUUGUUUUGAGAUAUCGGCACAAUAAUGUCAUGUUUUCAAGACAUGUUUUAUUUAUCAAACUCAAGUACAAUAACUUUGGUCAAUGUGCAUCCAGUAAUUGAUAAUCAUUCAAAAACUAAGAAUUAAAAAAAAAGAAUUGAAGUGAAGGACAUUGAUAAUCAUUCAAAAACUAAGAAUUAAAAAAAAGAAUUGAAGUGAAGGUGAUAGAGUAAAUCUAGAGAGAAGUGAGAGCUAGAGAGAGAAGUAGUAUAGAUGUUCUGUAUUAAUGAAUUUAUCAACCCCUACAACUACUCCCAGAGGGAGUAUUUAUAGAGAAAAUUAGGACUGGGCUCCCAAUCUUGGGCUUGGGAGGCCCAUUUACAAUAGGGCCACUAAUGGGCCGGAUACAAAGUACAUAGAAAAGAUUAAGUGUAAGACCUUAUUCAGGAGGCCAUCUGUGGCCGAUGAGGGCACGGCCGACGAGGGCGUGGCCGACGAAGACCCGGCCGACGAGGUCACCCGGCUCUUCCUGGCUUCUGGAUCCCAUUCUGAGUAGACUUCUUUCUGGCCGAUGAGGGUCAUCUGGCCGACGAGGGUCCCACCAGGUGGUCGUGGUACAUUCCGUUCUCUUGAGUAUGUGGGCAUUGGGGUCCUGGCCCAUAUACUCCAUCAGGAGUCCCCCACUCUCCAAGCUGAGAUGUAGACGAAGUGAGGGAGAGUAGAUUUCCUGUCUUUGACGUUUUCUGGCCGUCGUGGGGCCACUUAUGGGGUUUUCCCUGUUUUGGCCGUCAUUAGCAUCCCUUGCUCUGGUUUUUUGUUCACGUUGUUACGGGCACUCCGCGUUCUGGCCGUUGUGCGGUCUCUGUUGUGGACGAAGAGGGCCCUAGUAGUGCGGAUGACGCAGGUUUCCGAUUUCAAGGAUGACAAGUGCCUUUACCUGGUGGAGAUGAUGAGCGUUCUCUUGCGCGAGUGGCCGAUAAAGACGAUGUUUCUCUAUUCCUGGCCGUUGAUGAUUGAACUUUGUACCCAUGGCCGGGGAGGCUAUUGUGGUCUAUUCCUGGCCGAUGAGUGUCCUUCUUCCUCCGGAUAGCCGGUGUGGGUGCUAUUUGCUUCAUUUGGCCGCUGUGGCUCUCAUUCGGUACCUUUGGCUGAGGAGUGAUGGUAUUUGCACCUUGGUGUCCAUGUUUUGAGGACGAUGAGUUCCCGUUUUAAUUUCCGGCCAAGAGUGUGGUAUGCGGUCUCAAAGCCGUUGAGUGCACUGUUAUCUUGGGGGUUGCAUCUUUGGAGGGAAUUCUUUCUACUUACUUCGCUGCGGCCGAUGGUGCAUGAUAAGGUUAUAAACGUUGUGGUGCAUAUAUGAUAUGAUGUUGUAGUUGCGGACUUAGUUUAUUUUUAGAUUUGUUUGAUUUUGUCCUGGUUUGCAAAGGCCGGUGUAGUCCCCCAGUCCCCCACUACUUCAGGCCGAAGAGUGUGCGAGGGGUGAAGGAGUAGAUGAUAACCCUAGGCCGAAGCGGGUUCCUUGUAUUCCCCUGAGUCCUAUUCCUUGGCGAUUUCCUGACCAAGGUAACCCUGUGGGAGAACCCUUGGACGCAGGUCGCUUUCAAGAAAUUAUCAUCGGGGUUCUAUACAAGGCCGAUGGCUGUGGGGUUGCUUUUGCUUUGCUUUUAUGGCCGUCGCAGAGGCCGUGCUAUUGGUAUUCUGCUUUGGGCCGAUAUGGGUACAGUUUGUGGUGACCUGGUAUUUUGAAAUUAUGGUUGGCCGUUGUGGCCGAUGUAGGUGUUAGAUGUCAGGCAUCCGUUGAAGUGAGAUUGAUUUUCCUUGGUGAAGCCGUUGAGUGUCUUUAGGCCGUGGGUUUAGUGUUAGUCAGUGAACCCUACUUAGAUUCACAACAGAACCUUGUAGGGAUUUAGUAGUUGUUGCGAUGAAAUCUUUGAACGAGGAGUAUUACCCUUAUGACGACGAGGUCUCCGCAAAGUCCCUUGAUUAUGGGUUGGUCGAAGAGUUCUACGAGGAGAUCGAAGAUCUGAGCUCCUUCGAAUCUGGGGGGCAGGAGGACGAGGAGGGCAAGGACGAGGAGGCCGCAUCGUCAUCUGAAGGCGAGGACAUCGGGAUCUCCCAUGCUGUGGACGGAGCGUCUACCUCGGCCACCAUUCCAUGCCCGGAGCCGGUGUCAGUUGUGAAAGGGAAGGCACCGGUUAGGAGGACGCGUCGGCCGAAGAAUGGCCCCGGCUUCUCCUACUUAGACCUCACCAAUAUCUACAUCAUCAGGCUGCAAAGUAACGCGGGUGAGUACUUGGUCGCUCAGAUGUAUGUGGGGCCGUUUGGGAGGGUUAGGGCGCCUAGGCCGACGGACCACGUACUCAACCCUCCGGCGGGGUAUUUUGGGGUCUACCCGAUGAGCUUCACGAAAGGACUGCAGUUCCCGCUUCAUCCUUUUAUUACGGAGUAUCUGGACAUGGUGGGUCUUCCUCCAGCUCUGAUGACGCCGAACAGCUACUCCUUGAUCGUCGGCUUCCUCCUCCGUUGUGCUGAGUUGGACUUUAGGCCGACGACGGCGCUAUUUAUGAGCCUGUACGAAAUAGGUCGAGGAAGCCACAAGAACUGUUCUUGCUAUGCCACCCUCCAACAGAUCCAUAAAAGGAGAUCCUUCACUUAUCUUCCUUCGUCCAUUCAUGGCUGGAAGAAUAAAUUUGUCUUCGUGUCACUUGGAAAAGGAGGCACCGAAUUUCCUUCUGCCGGCCAUAGUGGGAGGUUCAACCUACAUGCUCUGCCGAAGAGCUCAAUCUUGGACGCACAGGUGGCGGCGUUUUUGAAGGGAGGGCCGAGGAGCGUGAAAACGUACAUCACGGAGUACAAGAUGGCCGCCCUCGGCUUCAUGAGGUAUUUUGUAUACGCUGAUAAGAAAGAUGAUGUAGAGCUGUGGCCGAAGAUGACCACGACUUAUGAGGAGGCCGAUGGUCCUGAUCUGGGGGUGCCAGCUGAGGCCGAUGGUUUUGUUAUGGAUCGCAUGUCCUUUAUGAAGAGGGCGCAGCUAAAGGCAUCCGAAGAGCUGAAAACUCAGCAGGCCGUUAAGUCGGCAGCCGAUGUGGGACAGCCCGCUACUGCCCCUGCGACGAAGCCCCCCGUCCAGAAGAAGAAGAAACGGUCGGCAGAUGAGGGCCAGGAGAAGCUCACAGAGGCAGACUUGAAGCCUACCAAGAAGUCGAAUAGGGCUUCUCCUGCUGGUGAUGAUGCCGGGGCAUUGACUGUUCCUUCUGGGGGCGAAGGUGGCUCUAACGCUGACGCGUUGGUGGAUCUCACUUCGGGCCCUUCGUCCACCACUGUCUCCAACCUUCCCCUUUCCGCCGCAGCCCCCUGGAAGAAAGGGUCCGGCCGAGAGUUGGCCAAGGGGACCUAUAAGCUUGAAGUUGAAUACCCCGUUAAGGGCGGUUUGUUCAACGAGAUUGUUGAUGGUCAUGAGGUGAUAUCCCAGGCCAUCCCCGACGAGGACCGGGCUUAUCUGAAAAAGCUUGGUAAUGUCAAAAUCUACGACGGUGGGAUGGACCACAUCGUCCAAGGUGCCUUUAUGUUGAUGGAGAACAACAGAAGGCAACAAAGGGAGAUUGCUCGACUGAAGUAGAUCGAGGAGAAGGUGGCUUCGGUCGAUGAGGCUCUGGGCAGUUUGGAGAGGCUGCGGCUCGAGGUGGAGGGCCUGAAGAAAAGGGCGGAUGAGGCUGAUUUGCUGGCCGUUGAGAAAGAUGGGGCCCUUUAACGUUUGGCUGAUGCGGAGCGAGCUCGUGAUGAAGCCCUUCGUCGCGCCGAGGAGGCCGAGAAGGGUAAGGCCGAGGCAGAGUCGGCCCUGAGUGCUGCUGAAGAGAGGGCCGCUGAAGCCGCUGUGCAAAAGUUCCUUGAGGUUGGCUGGAAAGGCGAGGAUCGGCUUCCUUGGUGUUUUGACGUCGUGGCGGCGAAGCUCCUCGACUGGGUCAAACAUUUGCCCUGACGGCCAAGCAUACUGGGAGAAGGAGAUGAAGGUCUUCUACGACCUUGGUCAGUACAGGAUGCAGCGGUUGCUUUAUCAGAGGCUUCAACGUCGAUUCCUGGAUCUGGGUGUUACCAAGGAGUGGGCCGUCGGCCUGGACUUGCCUCCGAUGAUGAGGCAUCCUGAGGCCGAAUUAGAGCUCCCUGUCGCGGAAAGGCAACUCCCCAUCGAUAGCUCACAGGGCAGUGAUGAUUGGACUUACGAGCCGAGUAUUUUUGAGGACACUGCUACGUCCGGUGGUGUUGCCGAUGGGACAACUACUCAAACCGAGGAAAAGGCCGGCGUUGAAGGAAACUCAGAGGCCCCGCGGGAGUCAUGAUCUGUCACUAUGUUUGCUUAAUUAUUUAAAAUGUAACGGCCAUGAAGCCCCCCUUUGUACCCUGCCUUUGCGAAUGAAAA